Messenger RNA from Daucus carota subsp. sativus, 2409 nucleotides. RefSeq lists its product as uncharacterized. The record is from RefSeq and is a predicted model, not a curated record. The transcript has a single exon. Gene Ontology annotation, molecular function: RNA-DNA hybrid ribonuclease activity; nucleic acid binding. The coding region runs from base 1 to 2409 and encodes 802 amino acids. Lineage: Eukaryota; Viridiplantae; Streptophyta; Magnoliopsida; Apiales; Apiaceae.
AUGAUAAUCAAGAUUGACUUCGAGAAAGCAUUCGAUCGAGUCAGAUGGGAGUUCUUAUUCGACAUCUUUGAGGCACUCAACUUUGGGGCGAGGUGGAUUAAAUGGAUACGAAAUAUUUUUACGUCCACUAGAAUCUCAAUCUUGGUGAAUGGCUCUCCAACUCUAGAAUUCACUCCUUCACGGGGGUUAAGACAAGGAGACCCUCUUUCGCCUUUACUUUUCAUCUUAGUUGGUGAAGUCUUGUCUUCUAUGUUACAAUUAGGGGUGGAAAAGCGGAUUUUCAGAGGCAUCAAGCUGAAAGGUGGCAUGGAGGAUUUUUCCCAUCUACAAUAUGCAGAUGAUGUUAUACUUUUUAUUCAAGAUGAGGACACCUCGGUGCUAGGGAUCAAACGUUCACUACAAUGUUUCCAAGUUUUAUCAGGGAUGAAAGUGAAUUUUGAUAAAAGCAAGGUUUAUGGCUUCCAUGCAUCCACAUCUCAAUUAAAUAAGUGGUCCAAUAUUCUCGGAUGCAUGCAAGGUUCGCUCCCUUUCUCGUAUCUAGGAGCUUCCAUAGGGUCUUCUCCCACAGCCAUUAAGUUCUGGGACCCACUGAUUAGUCGUGUAAGAAAGAAACUUGCUGCAAUAGAUGCCUCACAUGUCUCUAUGGCAGGUCGAGUAGUCCUUCUUAAAUCAGUAAUAGAUAGUACCCCCAUAUACUGGCUCAGCCUAUACAAGUUACCGUCUUCGGUUCUAAACUCUAUUGAGCGGUUAAGACGCCAGUUUUUAUGGGAUGAUGCCCCUCCGAACAAAAGGAAGAUACACCUAAUAGGAUGGAAUCGCAUCUGCAUGCAGAAGUCAGCUGGUGGACUGGGUAUUUCUUCGCUUCAGAACAGGAACAAUGUUCUACUUUCAAAAUGGUGGUGGAGGGCAUAUGGAGAAAGAGAGUCGUUCUGGAAUAAAGUGUUCGUAGAACUUUAUGGAAAUUCAUGGAAUUAUGAUUUACAAUCCAUCAACCUAUCUUCCAGUUCGCCUAUAGUGCGUAGUGUGCUCUCCAUAAAGAAUGAUGCUUUCUGCUCUCUGGUCACGAACAGAAACAACUUCAAAUGGAAAUGUGGGAACGGGUCAAAGGUGUUAUUCUGGGAGGACUGGUGGAUCGGAGAUAGCCCGCUAAUGUUGAGCUUUCAUAACCUAUUCCAGCGUUCUAGACUAAAACAUACUGUCGUUAGGGUUUGCUUGGAGUGCCUUAACUCUACUGGCAACAGCGAUAUGUUAUGGCUGGCUCCUCUAUCAGAUGAAGACCAAAGCAGCUUUGACACGCUGCGUCUGCUGUUGGAAUGUUUUCAACCGUCUGCAUGUGAAGAUAGACUAGUAUGGCUACCUUCUGGCAAUAUUUUUUCUACUUCGAAAGCCAACCAGCUGUUUCCUGAUGUUACACAGGGUCCUCGCCAUGGUACUCACAAGUGGAUGGUCAUCUGGAGUCUGAAAGUUCCCCCAAAAAUAGCAAUUUUCCUAUGGAAAAUUGGAUGGGAAAUUCUGCCCACAAACAAUUUUCUCCACUGCCGUAUGAGUGAGCUAUCUCCUUUGUGUAAAUGGUGUGAAGUGAGUACUGAAACAAUGUGUCAUUUACUCUGGGAGUGUGAACUAGCUGUGGGUGCUUGGGAAUGGGUUCGGAAUUGGUGGAGUAUAAAAAGAGAAGUUUUAUCAAAAUUUGGCUUUAAUGUGCACUACCUACUCAAGCUUUACAAACCAAGGUUUAUUCGACAAAUUUGGCAGUUGGUCGUAGUUGCUACUUUGUGGUCUAUCUGGUUGGGACGGAAUGACUUCGUGUUUAACCACAAAAAGAUGGAUAUCAAAACUAUUCAAGAUCUUAUCUUCUUUAGGGUGGCAAAAUGGGGUAAAGCGCUAAAUCUAAUCCCUUUUGAUAAGCUCCCUCUAUGGAAAGUUAAUCCGGUCGGAGCAAUACAUGUUCAUCACUAUUUGGAAACAUCCAAAUUCUGGGCAUCCCGACGUGAAAAUUUUGACUUCACGGCUGCGGUGGACGCUGCAUGGAAAUUAAGCAAAGGUGGCAUAGGAGGUUUAAUUUGGAAUAAGGGUGGAAGUGUAGUAUACACAUUUUCGGGGCCUUCAUUAAAUGCCACAUGCAUUCUGGAAGCGGAGGUUGAGGCAAUACUGCAUGUAAUGCAUUUCUUUAUGUACGCAAGCAGAAUGAGAGGUAAAGCGGUUAUAUGCUCAGAUUCUUCUCAAGCUGUUAACUCAAUUUAUGGAGGUUUGGAACAUUCUUUUCCUCUACUAUGGCCGAGCUUUGAUACGAGCUCACUGCUUAAGAGCUCAGUGCAAUUAAAUUAUAUUCCUUCCGUUAUUAAUGAGGAGGCGCAUGAUUUAGCAACGGCUGGAAUUUACAGAGAGUGCAUGUCCUCAUUUAGACUGUAG